Molecule: messenger RNA, 9163 nt
Organism: Spirodela intermedia
Lineage: Eukaryota; Viridiplantae; Streptophyta; Magnoliopsida; Alismatales; Araceae
Source: the annotation of a GenBank genome assembly
AUGCGGUACGCGCACCCACUCUCAAGUGCGGAGAUCCGGAUCCGGACCCGCCCCAACGGCCGGCAGGCGGUGGCGGACUCGUCGAAGACGGCGACGGUGAGGACGGUAGCGGGGUCGAAGAUGGGCCACGUGUACUGCUCGUUCCACGUGGGCUCCAUGCUGGUGGCCACGGUACGGGUGCGGGCCCACUUGGAGCCGUACCUGGCCACCACGUAAGCGGCGGUGCCGACGGUUGACUUGACGGGGAGGAGAUUACGGCACCCGAUUAUCCCGAGCUCGACGGCGCCGACGGGCCGCCGCCAGAGCUGCCGGGCGGAGGGCCGGAAGUCGCUGGCGGCGUGUGGCGGCUCGUCUGUCACGUGGUACCCGCCAUCGAGGCACACCCGCACCUGUAGCCGCCCGCGGGGGGCGGCGCCGCCGGCCUCCUCGCCGCCGGCGGGCGGCGGGAGGAGGUCCAGCCACCUUGGCGCUACAUGGCGGUCGUCCACGCGGCGCUCGACGGCGGAGAGCGCCACGUGGGCGCAGCCGAGGACCGUCGCCGGCUCCUCCCCGUGGCGGCGGCGGCGGCGGGCCUCCACGGCGAUCUCGACCGCCUGGUCCCCUAGUGGCUCCGCCACCACGAACAGCAGGUCCUCCCACGAUGGCGGCGGCGCUAGGGUUCCGCCGCGGCCCAAGGCGGCGCUGCGGGUUUUCAGGGACUGAAACCCCAGCGUCGCCCUCACCCACACGGGGGCGUCUUGUAGCAGUGCCGCCGUCUCCGAGGGUAAGGGAAGGAGGUCGUCGGCGUUGACCACCGUGAGACGGAGAUACCAGAGCUUGGGGGAGAGGUAGACCUUGGAGCGCGAGGAGGAGGCACCGCCGUCGGCCUUGGUGGCACCGUGAAAGGACUCGUCGGCCUGGGUGCCCACCCACGUGGCCAGCAUCAGCUCUCCUUCUCCAGCCCCGGCGACCCGAUACCACUGCGCCGCCGGCGGGCCGUCGGAGACCUCCGACACGUCGAGGCGGACGCUACCGAGGAACCGCUUGCCGGGGGCGGCGGCCGGAGACUCCACCGGCGGGCCAUCCCACACGGAAACCUCCGCCGGCAGCUCCUCCUGAUCGGCGGCGCCGCCGGGGCGAGGGAAGGCGAAGGUGUGGUCCCACUCGAAGGAGGUGGGGUGGGCCCUUGUCAUGGCGGGGCCGGUGGCGGCGCUGCUGCCGGAGACAGCGAUCCUAACGUGUGGCGGGUUGGCGGCGCCGCCGGGGAGCGACCGCGCCUUCACCACCCGCACGAAGAGGUACUGCAUCUUGUCCACCAGGUCGAACGACGACCGCUCCACCCCGCCUUCUUCACUUCCCACCUGCCGCUGCGACAAAGGCGGCGGCGGCUGCAGCAGCUGCUGCUCCAUGGCCGCCGCUUCCUCCUUCGUCAGGUCCUCCUGAGGCACCACCCCCUCUCCGGCGGGCGGCGCCGCCAUCUGAUCCGCUGCCUCCCCGGCCUUCCCAGCCUCCACCGCCGCGUCCGGGGCGGGCGGCGGCGCCUGGUCCGCUGCCUCUACGGGCUUCCCAGCCUCCACCGCCGCCUCCCCGGCGGGCGGCGCCACCUGGUCCGCUGCCUCUCCAGGCUUCCCAGCCUCCACCGCCGCCUCCCCGGAGGGCGGCGCCGCCUUCUGCUCCACUGCAUGGUUGGAGGGCGGAACGACGUCGGGGAGCUUUUCGGGGGGCGGCGGAGGGUCGACGGGAGGCGCCGGCGCCGGCUCGUCGGAGAAGAAGACCCUGAGGGCGAGGUCGCCACGGAUCCAGCUGAAGAAGCUUUUCUUCUGGAGGGGGUAGUGGACGAGGGCCUCCUCCCCCUUGGAGACGAACUGAGAGGGGUCGAGGCGAACUCUUCCAAGGAAGUGGCUCCGGCGGGUGGGGGAGACUUUCCGGUCGUGAAGGAGCUCGAUUUCCAGGGGCUCGCCGGCGGCAGCGGCGUCGCCGCCGAAGGAGACGUCGAAGAGGAGGGACUCGUUCCAAGAGGGGUUGAGGCUACGGGUGACCGUCCGUGUCCGCUUCCGUUGACCGUCGAAGUCAACCACCGCAUAGGGGCUCGCCGACCCGCCGCCGUCCUUGGGCACCAACCCCCGCGCCUCUACCACCUCCACCACCAGCUUCCUCACCGUGCCCACACCCGCCAUGCCCUCUCUCUCUCUCUUUCUCUCUAUCUCUCCCUAGGGACUCUCUAUCUGUCUCUCUAACGGACAGGAAGGAACACCUAUGUAGAAAUGAGUUCACAAAGGGGGGGGUGCAAUAUACUUCUUUGCAUGGACCAAGGCUGCAGUGGUACUCAGUGGGCUCAGAGUUGUCAAAGGUAGAGAGCGGGAGGAGGCAAUAACUACGAUAAGUUUUUUUUAUCGGGGUGGAGCUUUUCGGGAGUGGACAAGACAGCGGCUAGUCUUCUCUCUCUCCUCCCCUGCAAGACUUUGCGACCACCUAAGUCUUUUGAGUCAUGGGUGGGCGGCGAGAGAGAGAGAGAGAGAGAGAGCAGCUUUUUGCGCCGCGCCGACCGGCGAAGGCCUGCCGUCGAGGCCAGAUCUUAUCGCGACAUUUCCGAUGCGGUGGCCCCCAGCCAUCGACGUCGGACGCGCGUGUCGUGCAUGGGAAAGGUGGGGGUUACCGCCUUCCUUCACGUGCACCGCCGGAGCACGGUUUCUUCUCCCAGAAUCAACCAUCAUCAAUAGCAGAGUUCUACUGUACCAACCUCUUCCCCGUUUUCCCACCACGGAACAAAAACACCCCAACAAUUAUGCAAUCAAUAAGAGCGAGCAAGCGAGAGAGAGAGAGAGAGAGAGAGACUCACAUAAAUAGGGAAGGAGGACUUCAGAAGGGGGGGGGGGGAGGGGAAUACCCCCGGCCCCCUCCUCCAGCCAUCUCUGGCACCACCAAGAACUUAGAAAGCCUAGGAUUCGAUUCCCUCAAGGCCAUGGCUUCAUCACACGCCGCACUCUUCCUCUUCUUGUUCUUGUUCUCGUCGUUCCUCUUCAUUGUUUCAGGCGGCAAUGGGUGGAUCCUGCAAGUUGACCAAGAUUAAACAGUGACGGUAUAAUCAGAGGAAACCCUGAGAGUUGACCAGAUGGGUUUGGGUCAAAGAUGCAGGUGAUGAGGAGCAUAAGUCUCGCCUUUGCAGUCAGACUUGACACCGCGACCUGAAGCUUCUCCCUGGUCUUCGUGCCCGCGACAUGGCCGGCCUUGGCCACUUUACUGAAGGCGCCAUUCAGCCAGGCUGUUCCGGCGGCUACGUAUCUGCAGAUCGGAGGAGAGAGUUCACAAGUCAAAGGAAGGAGUUUCCUCGUCGGACCCACAUACUUUUGGUAAGACUGAAAGCACGGGGAAGUCUCCGUGCCUCUGAUUCUCUCUCUAAACCAAAGAAAGCACUCUGUCAACGGACAGUUUUGAAGGGCCCACUUUGUCAAAAUUCACCAUGGGUAGGUCAAAGAGCAGGAAUUGGCCAAAGGUCAGCAGAGAAUGAACAACCUGCUUGGUUCUAGGGGGAAUGAGAAAAAUGAAUAAAGAUACCUGUGGGACUUCACGGCGGUGCCCGUGUGAUUCAGCUUCUGUUCUGCCACCGUCAAGAUCGCCAUUGUCUUGUCAGAGACUUGCAGUUUCUGGUCCACUGACUUCACCUUCUCGUUGACCACUGAGAUGCCCACGUUGAUCUUCUCCGUGAGACCGACCCGCCUGUCGAACGAAGUGACCUUGGCGGAUGCAUUGGCCGUCAGGCGAUGCCUUUCAUCAAACGACUUGGCUUUGUUCACUGCGUCCUGCCUGAUGGCCGAGCCCUUAGCGAGCAUAGAGGAAACAACAUCCUGAGCUUUGCUCACAUAUACUCUUCCACCGAGGGGAGGAUUGUUCUUAGUCUGCAAGAGGAUCAAGAGCCGCCAGCCAGUCACCACAUUAAGCCUGCAGUGAGGAUUACGAGGCAGAGAAUAAAGAGGGAGGGAGUGAGAGACCUCGGGGCUUGAGAAUGUGCUCCCAGCAGUGGGAGUUGGAACAACUGCUUGGUCCGACGACACUAACACUUGCUGCACGAAUUUCAGUGAAAAUUGAUGAAAUCACCGACUUGAGAGCACGAAUUUCACAAAGUUUAGUUUAUUGGGGAGAAGAAUGAUACCGCAGCAGCAUCUGGUGUGUAGUUCUCUGCGUGACUAAUAGUCACUAUCUGGUCCACUAUUGUCGCACCCUGCAUGAGGUGGGCCAAGGACGAACAGAGUAGUAAGUACAUACUGUAGGAAAUAUCCGUAAAAUCUUCCAUUUUUAUUAACUAAUAUAUAUGACGCGCUGUUGUUCAUUUGAUUCAGGAAUAAUUCUUGCUGUUCCCGACAUCUGGCCAUGACGAGACCCGACGAACAUACCUGUGUAGACACCGGACCCUAGGUCAACAGUUUUCAGCCAAGCCUGUGCCAGAAACUGACAGUAAUGUCCACGUCUCAAAGGAUCAUAUAUCGGCAUCCAUUAAUGACGAAGAGUAAAGGCGUCAAAGUCCAGAGCCGAAGUCAGACGACCAAUAAAAUAGUUCCCAGCAGUGUCAAAGACAGAGGAGACUUGGCGAAGGGUAUCUGGUAGACCUCUCUACAAAAAGGGGAUGCAAAAUCAAGGUUUUCAUUCUUAUAUCUUUAGUUUAUUUAAUUUUUUGGGGGAAGGAGAAGGUGGGGUUUUGGGGGGCACCUAUGUAAAGGCUUUUGAAUUGUCAGCAAGUUAAUAUGCUUAUAGAAGAUCUUCAUGCCUCCUGAAUCCACCGCUCUCUACAUGUUAUGAGUCAUUCCCUAGGCCAUUAAAGAUUUUUUUUAACACUUUCCUCUGCAAGCAACCAUCGCACUCUUUUUUUUCUGUUUUAAAAAAUGCAGACCUAUUCAAAAACUGGAUUAUGGCCUUCAACUGGCGAAGCAUGCUUAAAUAAAGCUUUUCAAAAAUGUGUCCAGCACAAGAAAUUACUGAGACAUAGCACCAAAAAGUAGUUCACCUUAGCAAACACUUAAAUGUAUCUUACGUAGAAAGAAACUGGCUGAUCCUCCACAGAAAAGAGAAUUACCGCUGAAAGUUAUAUGAAGGUGUCUUCAGGACAGAACACUGAACGACAACUGAAAUGGAAAGUAGCAAUCCAUUCACGAACUCAAAGUAUCUUCCUAGAAUAGACACAGACAUGAGACUAACAGCAGCCAAAAAGCAAUCCUUUACAUCCACCUCUCCUCUGACAUUGGCGCCUGAACUCUUGAAAUAAAGUGACCGAUUCUAAACAACCAAACACUCUGUCUGUUUCUUAUUCCACAGUAAAGACCAACCUUUCGAUGAAAAAUGCAUACUGAAACCCAAUGGCACGCCAAAAAUUCCUGAAAGAGAAGGAAAAAGUAAAAAAGUAAAUCGAACUGGGCACUCUGUUAUCCCUCAAAUUGGUAUCCAUAUCCCAAAGGAAUUCCACGACUUUCUUCUCAGAGAGUCAGUCGCAUAUCUUGCUUCCUCACUCGGGAAUGUCAAGAAACUAACAGGUUCCAAUCUCCUUAAAUCUGAAAUGACAUGCACGGUGCACGAUAAUGUUCCUUAUUUAGACACGACAAAAAGGCAUCCAUCUUACCUCAUUCUCAGUUCACAACCUGUCUCCUUAGAAUACUGCAAGAAUUUUAGAAAGAGUACUGAAAUUCUAUGUUGGCCAGAAGUACAGGUAUCUGCCACUUUUACAAAGAUCAUAGGAAAACGUUACUAAACAACGGCAACAAGAAGAGAAUGGAAAGAUAAAUAUCCAAAAUGAGAAUCCUGGCUUUAGGGAAGUUGCCUUCUUCGAUUUCUGUAUUCCUCUGUCUAGAGUCCCAAAGAAAACAAUGGGCAACUCAUCCCCACAAGUGGCCUCGUUCCCUCAUGACUAAAACCACCACUUCACUUCCAGCUCACCUCCAUAACUACUAACCUGAUACCCAUUGGGGCUAAGCAGAAACAACCCUCAAGAAAACAUCCGCGAUUUCUAAUUCCAUGGUUUCCAAUAAUAUGGAGAUGCUUUAAUUCUUCUCAAAUGAAUAAGCCCUCCAGGCUCACGGCGAGUCAGUCACUCUGAACCUGAUCACAAAAGGGCCAAUGAUGGAAAGCCAGCAUUCUGGCGACAGCUUAAACUUUCAUCAUCCCGUUAGUUUUCUUAGAUACUCGAAAGUUGACGAAUCAAAUUGAUGAUAACACGGUUACAGGAGAGUUUAGACAAUAACAGCUUUAGUUGUCAAUGAAAAAUCUCACAUAUUAUUGCAAUUCUGUAAGAUAUCUUCUGGAGGCUGAGUACAUCUAUCCAUGGUGAAAUAAAUGCUGCGGAUGUUGAGGAAAUACCGAUAGAAGCAAUGCAAUUUCAAGGGCCUUGGGAUCUUUGAAGGUGACGAACGCGGUCCCCAACUUCCCCAAGUCACUGCACAUUUAAACAAGGAAGCUUAACCGAACACAUUGCAACAAAGAUUUAAAACGCAAGUAGCUAAUAAAUCAGAGAGGAAAAACAAUUAUCAAAAGUACCCCGUCAGAUACCCCGUCGGCAAUGAGGCAUGUGAUCUGUUAAAAAAAAAUCACCACAAAAAAUCCCCGCACAGUGCCACAGAGGCACAAAAAUUCACCCCGAUGACAGAAAAGGAAGAGAUUACAACCCCCAGACCGCAAACAGGAUGAGGAGAAGAGAAGGCCCGCUGUGAGUGAGACUUUUAUACCGUCGCACAAUCUCGACGCGCUCGAUCUCGCCGGAGAAGGAGAAGAACUCGGCGACCUCUCUCUCCCCUGCAAGUUCCGAAAUGUUGCCGACUUCAACCGUCCUCGUCUGAAAGAACCACCAGCAAGCCAUCAACAAAGAGAAAAUAAGAAUACAGAAAACCACAGCUCACAAUCUGCGAGCGGCACAACGAUCUGCAGAACUCCAACCCCUCUCCCUCCAAUCCCACCACUCACCUGCAUGUUCCUCUGAGGAGGAGAGGCCGCCAAACCGCCGCUCACUCUCCCCUUCCUCUCCUCCGUCCGCCCCCUUCUUCUCCCUUUCCUCCGCCUCUUCCGGAGACAGCGAAGCUCGAGGUGGAGACCCACAAAGACUCACCACCGCCCGCCACUUAACUGCGAAAAUGCCAGCAGGGAUCCACAGAUGAAGUUACUCAAAUGCCCCUCCAUCCGCGGAAACAACGACUCAAAUGCCGCGUCAAUCUCUUUUAGCAGACAGCAACGCGUGCAGACUGCCAGCCUGGCGGUAUAACCCACUCAGUGGAUACACUGAGAGCUAGAGGGAGAGAGAGAGAGAGACAGACAGACAGAGAGAGGGAGAGAGUAGGGGUUCAGCAUGUAUAAUUAUGAGGUGGGAGGUAAUUACCAGACAUGGGUGUAUCUCCUCAUCUUGUGUGGAGGUGAUUAUGAUGUGGUGAAUAACAUCAUUCCAUAACUUAUGAGAUCAGGUACAAGGAUGUAAGAGUGAUCUCCUCUAAAAGAAACGACAUCAAGAGAAGAGAUGCCAUUCUAAUUGUAGAAUAUAAUCAUAGAAUUCAUUGUGUGUUUCUGCAUAAUGGUGGCUGACCAGAGGAUGAAGUAGGCAUGAGAGAGCAAAGUGAGUAGACUUAGUCAAACCCUGUUGAUAAUUUAGUAUAUUAGAGCUAGAUAAGGGAUAUCAAAGUGAGAGUGUCACACAUAUGCAGAGGGUUGCUUGCUUAGAUGGGCAUGUCACUUUGAUUGCUAUCUUCAUGGAGCUUAGGAAGGAUUGCAUCUAAACUAUGGAGGAGUGAUUGGAAGAUGUGUAGGUGGAUGUGAACAACAUCAAGUCAUUGCUCACUUAGUAUAGGCUCUUGUUCUAAAUGUCAUGCUGUUGAAGUGCACAUUGGUGGAUCUAUUAUUAACAAAUAUAACAAUGUGUCAAAAGUUCUUCAAGCUGAAGGCAUUAAUCGGCACAUAUAAUGCCAAUAAAAUUUAGAAUUUUAUAUUGGGUUGUAAUCAUUUGCUCUAAAUGAUGCACACUUUAGAAUUAGAAAGUACAUCCAUGUAAUGUCAAAUUAUGGUGGUGAAUGUAGAAUAUUUUUAAUAAAAGAAUUGAAUUAAUUCAUUAUGAUUAAUAGAUGUUAUGACGAAUCAUGUCAUUUGAGAUUAUGUAAGGUGGUUUGCUUCACUUUUCUUUGACAUAAUGAACAUGUUUAAUGAGGGUAAACUCUUCAAUUUAUGGUAUACCUCUAAGGUCAGACACAAGUAGAGUUACAAGGCUAAUGAAGAUAUAAAUUAAUCAUAUUGAAUUAUAGAAACCUCAUCACAAUAAACUUUAAUGCACCCAUCAAAAGUUGAGAAAACCUCAACCAACAUUGUCAAAGUAACAUUAGUUGAGGUGAGUACUAAGAAAAAAAUUAUUAGUAAACUUGUGACAAGUUGUGUAUAAAGUGAUAGUACUACAAGAUGACAUGUCAAAUAGUAAAUUUUAUAUUUUUGAAGGUAUCUAUUAAACCAAGGACUACUCAACAUGAACUAGUAGGGAGUACACAAGAUACCUUAAUAAUGAGAUAACUAUUAAUGAAGAAUAGUAAUAUUAUAUGCAACUCCCUUUAACUAAUAAGUAUACUAUGAUGAUGUGGAGAGUCCAAUAUAGAAAAUAAGUUCAAAGUAGUUUACCUUGUAGUCAACAUCUAUAAUCGAUUGAUAACCAUAAUGAUCAACAAUAAUAUAAUCCACAAUUUCAUCAUUGAGAAAUAAUAAUUAUAAUCUAAUUUGACACAAUCAUGAUGACAUGUUUAUAUUAAGAUUGUCAACCUAAUGACAUGUAUCUUGACCAAUAUUUUUUAUAAAGUCUAAUUACAUAUUUAAACAUGUAAGAAUGUAAUGAACUUCAUGAUACUUUUAAUAGAUGAUUGUGAUACUAUCCUAAAUAUAUAAUUUUUUAUCCAAACUCAAGUUGAGGUUUUUUCAUGGUGACACAACAUUUUUGUCAAAGGGGUUAAGGCCAUACUUAUUUUGAGAUAGAAGUCAGAUAACUUAAACUAUGUGAUGACUUACAAAUAGAAAAAAAAAAUCUCAAGAUUUUUAAAAAAUAAAAAGACGACCUCAUUAAGGGUUAAAUUUGUAGAGGUAAGUGUGUUGUUUGUUAAAAAUACAACAAGCAUAUGUUGCAUUAGAGCAUACACAAUGAAUAUGCAUGUAGUGCACAUGUAUAUUAUUGCAAGCAUGUAUGUGA